Molecule: messenger RNA, 1486 nt
Organism: Cynara cardunculus var. scolymus (artichoke)
Lineage: Eukaryota; Viridiplantae; Streptophyta; Magnoliopsida; Asterales; Asteraceae
Product: probable amino acid permease 7
Exons: 7
Coding region: 11-1393 (460 amino acids)
Cellular component (GO): plasma membrane
Source: RefSeq, a predicted model, not a curated record
CCACGGAACAAUGGCUGGAGCUGGAGGAGACUAUGAUGACCAAACGCCAUUGUUGCCGAGCUCACCUCAUACCCUCACUGGAAACGUAUGGACAGCCAUAGCACAUAUUAUUACAGGAGUAAUAGGAUCAGGGGUUUUAUCACUAGCUUGGAGCAUGGCACAGCUGGGAUGGAUUGCUGGCCCCUUCACUCUUCUACUCUUUGCAUUCAUCACCCUUGUCUCUGCAUCCUUUAUCUCUGAUGUCCAUCUUUAUUCCAACCCUAACAAUGGCACUACCACCAUGAAUCGCUCCUACUUGCAGGCGGUUCGCACCAUCUUAGGAUAUAAGAAUGGCUUGUUAUGUGGUUGCUUGGUAUAUUUCAGUAUAUUCAAAACUGGAGUUGUCUAUACAAUCACAUCCGCAAUCAGCAUGAGAGCGAUUAGGCAAUCAAACUGUUAUCAUGAAGAAGGACAUGAUGCUGUGUGUGAAUACGAUGAUAAAUAUUAUAUGCUUCUGUUUGGAUUUGUUCAAAUACUAGCUUCUCAAAUACCCAACAUUUUUCAUACAAAAUGGCUCUCGGUUAUUGCUGCAACCAUGUCCUUCACCUAUUCUUUUAUUGGAAUGGCACUUGGAAUAGCUCAAGUAAUAGGACAAGGGAAGAUUGAAGGUAGCAUCAACGGAAUCUCAACUGUUAAUCACACUCAAAAAAUAUGGUUGGUUGCUCAAGCUCUUGGAGAUAUCGCAUUUUCAUUCACAUUUUCGUUAAUCCUUCUUGAAAUACAGAGCACUUUGAAGUCACCUCCAUCUCAAAAAGUGACAAUGAAGAAGGCUUCCUCAAUUGCAAUCUUUACAACUACUUUCUUCUACCUCUGCUGUGCUUCUUCUGGUUAUGCAGCCUUUGGAGAUUCGACUCCUGGGAAUCUCUUGACCGGGUUUGGAUUUUACGAACCGUAUUGGCUCAUUGACUUUUCUAACGCGUGCAUUGUUCUUCACUUAGUUGGAGGGUAUCAGAUAUAUAGUCAGACAUUGUUUGCAAUUGUGGAAAGAUGGUAUGCCGAAAAGUUUCCAGAAAGUGUAUUGACAAGGGAUGUUGGGAGUUUGAAGGUCUUGUUAUUGCCAGAGUUUAGAGUGAAUCCUCUUAGGUUAUGUUUUCGAACUACAUAUGUGGUUUUGACCAUGGCCGUAGGGAUGUUAUUUCCGUACUUCAAUGAGGUGGUGGCAUUUGCAGGAUCAAUCAUCUUCUGGCCCUUGACCAUAUAUUUCCCAGUUGAGAUGUACUUUGUACAGAAGAAGAUUGUACCUUGGACCGGCAAGUGGAUUGUUCUUCGUGUUUAUAGCACUUUUUGCCUACUUGUAACCAUUUAUGUUUUGUCUGGUUCCAUUGAAGGGCUGAUUGCCAAAAGAUUUGGCUAGUAGUUUCAUGCCCAGAAUUUGUAUACUAAAUCCCUUGUAUGAUGCAGUUGCUACUUUCUUAUAGCUGAAAAUAAACGUACAAUUAGUCAUUUA